UGCAAUGUGUGCACGUGUAUACAGCGGGUACCAAAAUGGCGUUUGAAAGUCACUCUCAAAGCUCGAGUGGAUCUUUUUCUGGGAGCGUAGACAUAGAUAAUCCACCAUUUUCUCGUGUUUUUAUUGUGUGUGGACGUAGUUUAACCUCAGAAGAAGUGAGAGAUGCGUUUUCUGUCUAUGGCACUGUCGAUGAUGUACGUAUGGUCAAAGACAAAGUUACGAAGGAGAACAAGGGAAUUUGCUUCGUGAAGUUUUCGAAAGCGUCGUCUGCUGCUAUGGCUAUUGAAUAUUUGGACGGGAAAGUUAUUGGAAAUGAUUCCAAGCCAAUAAAAGUAAGCUUUUAGCACUGUUUUUGUGUUGAUAUAUGGCUGAUGUUUAUGUAUAUCUCAGUAUGUAUGCGUUCUAUAAUUAUAAAUGUAUUUGUUCCCCACAUAAUUUUUCCCACCAGCAUUUUUGAUGAGAAAAUUUCUUCCGCGAAAUGCGGGCAUGGAUGCUCUGCCAUUUCGUAAUUCGUCGAAUAAACCUUCCAGAUUUUACCUAAUUAAUUUACUUGCCAACAAUGUCGCAUGUUUCUGCAAAUCAAAGGCACCAGAUACUUCCUGCUUUGCUUCCCAUCUGUGGUGGGAGGCUGUUAAAAUCCACUAUCAUGAUUUAUAAUAAUUUUAAAACUUAUUAAAAUAUAUGAUAUGCAAUAAAGUAGCACUGUAUUGAACUGCACUCCUCUUUAUUCAUUACUCUCUUACAAAAGUAAGAGGGUUUUUUAAAGAACGAAGCAGUAAUGUACAGCACUAUAAACAUGGGGGAAGGGUCAAAUAUGCAUUUCUGACGUCUUAAAUUAAAUUAAAAAAACCCUUCUCACCUGGCCUAUGCACAGACUAAUUUCUAGGGAGGACUCUUGCAAUCCGAAUUGACCAUUUGCGUAAUAGACUAAAUUUUGAACUAAACAAGUCUAGACAAAAAUUUCAUCACAGCUUGAAGGAGCAUCACAAAAUUAGUAAUAUUCCAAAGUUUUGUUGCAAAAUGUUGUAAAAUGCGGAAAAUAUAGCCUUGCGAAAUUUGCAUUUUCAGUCAUUUUAGAUUACAAACGGGAAAUUGACAGCCCCAAACCCUUCGAGGCUGUCAAUUUCCGGUUUGUAAUCUAAAAUGACUGAAAAUUGCAAAUUUUGCAUUUUACAACAUUUUGCAAUGAAACUUUGGAAUAUUACUAAUUUUGUGAUGCUCUUUCAAGCUGUAAUGAAAUUUUUGUUGAGAUCAAAAUUUAGUCUAUUAUGCAAAUGGUCAAUUAGCACUUCCAUGGUUUUUCCAGAAUUUGUGGGAAGGCAUCUGAUUGGAUAGUCCUUACCCACUGAGCAUCAGGGCUCUUUCCUUGAUGAGUAAGAUUGUCUGUCAUUGGACAGAGAAAAGUAAUAAAGUAGGAUGCAUUUAUAGGAUGCAAUGCAACUUAAGGGUUAACUAAUCUAACUUAUAGAAUAUGAUAUGCAGUGGGCAUGUUGUAAAACACCGACUGGACUUUGGAAUUUGGAUGUGUAUCAUUGUAGUAAAUCAAAGAAUUAUUUGGACAUAAAUGUUUUACAUAGUCUUGUAGUAAACUUGUGGUUCUAUGUAUAGACAAUAAAACUAUCAGGUUGAAUCUGAAUCAGAUAUUGAUAUUUUAUCACAGUGUAGCAUGUGUUUUUGUUACUAUGGUUGCUGAUGUAUUGUUUACAUGGUGACAGACACUUGUGACUGCAUAUUUGCCAUCUGCAUUUUUUAUAAGUGUCUGAUGAUCAUGUCCGACCAAAACAUGGGUUGGUCUGACACAAUGUCAGACCAAGUUUUCAGAAUUAUAUUUAACUCUGUAGCCAAUAGCAUUCCCUUAUUUGUAUAGAUCAUGUAUGUGUGAUAUUUGUAAAAUUUCAACUUUUUCAAGUUUCCAAAUGUUAGGGUGUCCAGAUAAAAAUGGAUUUGUUUUUUUUUGUUUUUAUUAUAUAAAACAAAUAGAUAAGAUUUUGUCAUUGUCUGUUCAGUUAUAGAUACACAAUAGGUCGUUCCAGAAAAGAUCCAUACUCCCCCCAUGGAGGAAAUUUCUGCCGUCCGGAGGGGAAGGGGAGAAAAAAUUGUUUCUGAUAAUAGUAAAUGUAUUAGGACAUCCGAAGGGGGUAGGGGGGUUAACUUCCUAUUUCCUCCGUGGGGGUGGUAUGGAUGUUUUCUGGAAUGACCCAAUAUGACAUCAUACUGUGUAUCUAUAACUGAACAGACAGCAGCAAAAUCUUAUCUAUUUAUUAACCAGAUCAUAUUUGUUAUGUAACUACCUGUCAAACAAGCACAGCAGUGCACAUUCAAGUGGGAAUACAGGAAAGUAAAAUUAAAGAAUGAUAAUAAAUGUGACUCUUUUUGAUGGCAAAUAUGUCGCCUGAAUUUCAGACAGCCACUCGUUGAGAUUGAGACUCCACAAGUGUCUCCAUGCAUAUCGCCAUGUAAACAGCACAUCAGCAAUGAAAACACACAUGCUACACUACGAUAAAAUAUCUGCUCGAGAUUUGCGGUGAUGUUUUACACAUUGAACCACAAGUUUACAACAAGACUAUGUAUUGGCAUUUCUAUAACAGGCAAAAUCUUAUUUGCACUCGCAUGAUUUUGCAAUACCAAAUCAAUACCAAUUUCAUAUAAAGUGACUGUACAAUAACAAAUGAAGUAAAUUCCAUCAACUCACAUCAAAAACAUUUGUGUCCAAGAAAUUCUUUGAUUUACAGAGAUAUACAUGCAAAUUCCAAAUGAACAACCUCCAGUCUGGAUUUUACAAGUCUAGUCCAGUCUGCAUUUUAUAAGUGCAGUCCAGUCCACAUUUUACAACAUGCCUAUACAGUGCACAUUACAUUUAGGCCAGCAUAAUGAAGUAGUUUUCUGUUGCUUUCUAAAAAAACACCUAUAUAAAAUAAUAAAUAGUGAAGGGCAAAUGUACUGAACAAAUAAAUUAUGGGCCUCUGAAGUGCACUUGCCCCAUUUAUAUUUUGCUCGUCUUCCCUAAGGGGUUGUCCAUUUAUAACUCUCAACAUUUUCACAAGUGUACAGAGAAUUCUCCUUUUUAAUAGAUGGUUGUAGCUGGCCUAAGAAAAAGUUUCCUUUGAACAGCAACUUGCAAGCUUUGUACAUUUCUGUUGUAUAGAUUUUGAUACUUUUUUUGUUGAAAAGAUGCUGAAUGUUGAGUACAGUAUAUAUGUUUGCUGUGUCCACGAAAAUAGUUUGCCAUACAGUAUGUCCGGAUAGAUAGUUUUGACUAUUUUGUGGAUGGAUAGUUUUGUGGGGGAGUGGUCUAGGGAGUCUUAAAGUCCUCUAAAUUAACAAGUGUACACCAACUGAACUCUGUACCAAAUUAUAAUGUAUCACUACUUUCAUUCUUCAACAAGAUAACUUCAAGAUUUAUAAUGGCAAACAACUAAAUCAGUUUAAUUACAAAAUAGUAUGUCCUUUUUUAAUAUAACCAGGCUAUAAAGUGGACAAGGUUGAGGAAAAAUAACUUUGUUUGAAAGCUUAGAGUGGAGGAAGGAGAGCAGAAUUGAUAUUUCAAGUACUAAUUAAACAAAGUAACUGGAGGUAAACCUCGUGGAGACGUGGCACCUGCCAGAGCUACCAGCUUAUUUUGAAAGCCCUGGCUUUGUAUUAUAAAUAUGCCUGUGCAGCAAUGCAUAUUGUUGUUGUCAAUGAAGUAGCCAAUAUUUUAUUAUGAACCAAUGAAGCAAAGCAUUUCUUACAGGUAACUUGAGCAAUAUUAUGGCAAAUGUUGAUUAUAUGUUUAAUUUGGCAUUAUCCCUCACUAGACCCUUAGGAAUUUUUUUCAUGUAAAGUUAAUUAAAACAUAUUUUCACCACUGUGGUUGGAGCGAGGGUAAUAGGAACAAAAUUUAAUGUUGGAAAUGGUUUCUACUAUUUCCUUGCAAAUUUCACAGUAAGUACUGUAAUCAGCAGCUUUUCAUAGUAAGUACUGCAAUCAGCAGCUUUGCAAAUCAAAUCUCAAUAUGAAAAACAGGUUUAUGGUGAACAGAAUACCCUACAAUUUUUUAUCUUCACAUAGUCCAAAAGGUUAAAAAUGAAUCUAUCAUUGAAAAUAUUGAGUGUUGUUGAGUGAUGUAAAGUUGUUAUCAAAUGUUUCUUCCAUGCCUACCCCUGGUUGAAAAGUUCUACCAACCACAUAGCAAAAUACAGCAAAUCAAACCUGUGUGCUAUUAAUCUAAUCAGCCUCAGGGCAUUUCUAAUAUUUCGUGGUUGCGCAGAAUAACAACGGAGAUUUCAAACGGAAAUUUCUUGGGUUUGCUCAGGCACAGAGAACACUUUCCACCAAGUAUAAACCGACUGUCUCUGAGUAUCUCCACACCAGCUAAUUGCAAUACCGCAGUGGGAGUCAAACCACGACCAUUGGCUUGCAAAUCCUAUACUCUACCAACUGAGCUACGAAAGUCCAGUUGGUUCGAGUAGAUAAUAUUUCAGAACUCAAUCUAAGUAACUUAUUUUUAACAUAAAAAUCAUUGGCUUGAACUGUAUAUUCAAAGUGGUUAUAAUGGCCACUAUUAGUGAAUCCUUGUGUACUAUUAUGUUCGUCUUAACCCAGCUGUGAAAAGGGAAAUUUUUUAGUUGAAAUAUUCUUUAAACAACAGCAUGUCGGCUUUUAGGAUAAUUUUUCACUGCAAGUCAUCCUGAUAUAGCGGCGCAACGAUAGCUAGAUCUAAAUAAUCUCUUGAAUUAACACCACAGAAAAAAUUAGGAAAAAAAUAAAAUAUUACCAGUACUCACAGUAGCUACUUUGAAUUAUACGCAGUAAUCCUAAUUGGACAUCAAAUUUGGCAACAUUAUGAACACGCGCAUCUGAUAAGUGUCAAAAGUGAUAUACAGUAUACUCCUAUAACAUGCAUUUAAUUAAUAUAAACUAUAUAAGCGUAUGAUACAUGUUGUAUUAGUGUAUUAUAUUUAUAUGCGAUGCAUAGCGCCAAUGAUUCGCAUGUACAGUAUAACACUGUAACUCCUAUGAUUCGUGAUAUCUAACUCUAUGAUUUUUCUAACUCUAUGAUUCGUGAUGUCUAACUCUAUGAUUCGUGAUGUCUAACUCCUAUGAUUCAUGAUGUCUAACUCUAUGAUUCGUGAUGUCUAACUCUAUGAUUCGUGAUGUCUAACUCUAUGAUUCGUGAUGUAUAACUCCUAUGAUUCGUGAUGUCUAACUCAAUGAUUCGUGAUGUCUAUAACUCUAUGGACUAUGAUUCGUGAUGUCUAACUCUUAUGAUUCGUGAUGUCUAACUCUAUAAUAUGAUUCAUGAUGUCUAACACUAUGAUUCGUGAUGUCUAACUCUAUGAUUCGUGAUGUCUAACUCUAUAAUUCGUGAUGUAUAUAACUCCUAUGAUUCGUGAUGUCUAACUCUAUGAUUCGUGAUGUAUAACUCCUAUGAUUCGUAAUGUCUAACUCAAUGAUUCGUGAUGUCUAACUCUAUGAUUCGUGAUGUCUAACUCCUAUGAUUCAUGAUGUCUAACUCUAUGAUUCAUGAUGUCUAACUCUAUGAUUCGUGAUGUCUAACUCUAUGAUUCGUGAUGUAUAACUCCUAUGAUUCAUGAUGUCUAACUCUAUGAUUCAUGAUGUCUAACGCUAUGAUUCGUGAUGUCUAACUCUAUGCAUGAUUCGUGAUGUCUAACUCUAUGAUUCGUGAUGUCUAACUCUAUGAUUCGUGAUGUAUAACUCCUAUGAUUCGUGAUGUCUAACUCAAUGAUUCGUGAUGUCUAUAACUCUAUGGACUAUGAUUCGUGAUGUCUAACUCUUAUGAUUCGUGAUGUCUAACUCUAUAAUAUGAUUCAUGAUGUCUAACACUAUGAUUCGUGAUGUCUAACUCUAUGAUUCGUGAUGUCGAACUCUAUGAUUCGUGAUGUCUAACUCUAUAUGAUUCGUGAUGUAUAACUCUAUGAUUCAUGAUGUCUAACUCUAUGAUUCGUGAUGUAUAACUCCUAUGAGUAUGCGGUGGUAACAAAAUGAAAGGAAAUAAAAUCUAGAAUUUCGCCUGUCAUUUUACUUUUGAACUAGCAGUUUUGGCCUGCAUGCGAAUGGCCUGCUUUUGCCAAUCCUUGAUGAUAGGGAAUUGUGUACUCUGUUUCAGGCCUACCCCCUAUAUUACAUUAUAUAAUUAUUUAUUGUAUAUUUGAAAUUUGAUUAAAUUGAAUAUUAAAAUUAACAACAGUGUAAUCAUUCAUUGUUUUCCAGGCUAUGAUUGCUCAAUCCAAGACACCAGGCAAGCAACACGACGUACAAAGUGAAUCAGAACUCAGCCGUAUCUUUGUCGUUAUCCCCAAAUCAUUCAAUGAGGACGAUUUGCGUGCGAAGUUCAGCGAUUAUGAUGGCGAUAUUGAUUAUUGCCAGGUGGUAAGAGACCGUGAAACGAGAGAAUCGAAAGGCGUUGGUUAUGUGAAAUUUACAAAACCCUCCACGGCUGCAUUAGCUAUUGAAACCUGCGAUAGGUCCCUGAAAGCCGUGAUUGCUGAACCCAAGUCAUCCAAGUUGAAACAACAGAAAUUGGAAAAAGAGAAAAAUGUCAUGUCUGCAUUUGCUGCUGCCAUGCAAGCCAUGCCAGUGAAUCCUUUCAUGGAUCAACAACAAUCUUUCAACUUCCCCAGCAUCCAUGAUCAAAGUAAUAACCCAACCAAUACCAUGAUGGCUGCUCAAGCUGCGGUUACUGAAGGAAUUGCAAAUCAACUUGCUUCAUCUUUCAGUAAUAAACGACUCUUCGUGAUCGUUUCUCCAGUUGUUACCCAUGAUCAGAUUUCCACCCUCUUCGAUCUCAUUCCUGGCAUGGACUACUGUGAUCUGAAACGCGACCACAACACGCAUGAGUCACGUGGUAUCGCUUACGUCAUGUACAAGUCCAUGGGUUCCGCGAUCUAUGCGAAAGAGAAGCUGAAUGGUUUUGAGUACCCACCCGGUUCGAGACUUGUGGUGAAAUUCGCUGAAGAAAAUACAAGCAAUCAAAAUGGUAAACAAAGUAGUUCUGUUGGUACACAUGCUAUGAGCAUGGCAAGUGAGCAAUCAUACUCUGGGUAUAAUACAACUAACCAGGGGUAUAAUACGUCCACCAGUAUGGCUGGGGUGAACCCUAUGGUAUUUAACCCUAUCCCGGCAACCACACCAUUCUACCAAGCUACCUCAGCUACCAAUACUGGGACAAGUGCACCAUAUACCACUGCUGUGCUCCCAAAUCCACAACCAUUUGCCGACCCCAGUUCUGAAGUUGCUGCCCGUUUGUUCAUUGUAUGUCAACCUCGUGCACCACCAGAGCAAGUCCUGAAAGAUGUCUUCAGUCGAUUUGGAGAUCUCAUUGAUGUAUGGAUGGUUGGUGAUCGUAAUUUUGGUUAUGCUAAGUUUUGUACCAAGGUUGCUGCUGACGCUGCUAUCACUGGCUUGAAUGAGCAGGAGAUAUUGGGUAUGAAAGUGAAGGUCCUUCAUGCAGAUCCACCAAAGAACGAAAGUUCCAGGAAACGACCACGUGUGUGAUGUCGCUGAAGGAAGCUCAAAUGUUAUGUGAUGGUCAUCCUUCACUCUACUUGGGUUGCAAGAGGUAUUGCAAUAUUUAUUGACGUUUUAUUGUGUGUUUUUAAACUUUAUUCUGAUUAUUGACGUUAAUUUUAAAAAGUAACGAAUACUGGAUAGACAAGAUUACAAUGAACAAUAUAUUCAACUUAUCCAACAAUUUAUCUGACUUAACAGCUUUAACCCAAUGUAUAUCAUUGAAUACAAUACUGAAUAUUACGUGAUUACUUGGUACUUGUAACUUGAGAUGUAAUACUGAUGAUACUGUAAUGUUUACUUAACUACUGCAUGUAAUUUUACUGUACUGUUAAUAUGUACUCAGUUUACUGUAACGAAAUAAGUAAGUUAAUUUAUUUCUGACGAAUCAACUGGUUCUCGACUUCAUUUGUACUUUUAGGCAUAGUUUUGCCAUCGUUUUAAAAUAGUUAUUUAACAUGUUAAAUGAACGUAAAACAUUAAUUAAAAUAUAUUAAAGUGACGUAAACCUUCUGGUUAAAAAUUAAACGUUAAUCUGUUAACAGCACAUUAUUGCUUUAAAGGCAUAGUUAAUAGAAAUACUAACAUAAACUACAGGUAUAGUUUUCUAUUUACUAUGAGUGCAGUAAAUUAAUAUGUUUUUUAAAUUCUGAAGUAUUGCCAAUAUUUCUUUUCUAAAUAUUGCAGUAUUCCAACGGUUCGAACUCAAGCCAUUCACCUAACUCUCUGCAGACGAAGAGCAUUCGCUUGAGACUCCGGAAUACUUGGAAGUUCGAAAUAUAUUUGCGAGACCGACUUGCACCCAUGAAUCGUUUCUUUUAAAAUGGUCUUUUUUUCCGUCAUGGCAAGUGCAAAUUAACUUUGUUUUAAUUAAACAACUAUAGUUUUGGCGUUUUAUAUGUCCAGCAAAAAAGAACGAUAGCAAAGGUUAUUUUGUGUAUGUUACCUGCAACCAACACACUAUAUUGCUUCCAUGUCUAAUAACAUGCCAACGGGAAUAAUAUUCCAGUAUUUUGAGACAUGGCGUUGUCAAAUUUAUAGAUUGCAAGUUGUAUUAACAAUAAAUUAUUCCCUAAAAGUAUCGACGUUUCGAACAAAAGCUUUUCAUGGCAAUAUGGCAUACUUCUGACUUCCUGUCGAAAUGGUUUCUGUGUCGAAACUGUAUCGGAUGUUGUCAAUAAAGUGACAAAACUUAAGCAUGGCAUGAGUUCACCCAUUAAUAAACAGUUACUGGAUGAUCCUGGAUAUCCUGACUACGAAAGUCUCCUUCCUUUCACUUUCUACAACUUAUACCUACACUCCCUCUUAAAAAAACCCUGUUGAAGAAGACUGUUCGGUUGAAACGCGUACGGGGUUGCCUUUCUUGCUCAUUUUCAAUCUCAUGCUCUUAAAUCUUCUCCUUGUAUCAUGUCCCACAAAUGUUUCACUUUAGUUCCUAAUUGCAGAUUCCCCAGGUUUUUGUUACAUAUAUUCACCACAGUAGUCGGAGUAAAGAGUAACACAUUUUGGAUACUGGUCCUCUCAUUCUAUAGGUUACACAAUGUCUUACACUUGUCCAAUGACCUAUUUUUAUACAAAAAAAAAUUGAUGAUUUUACUUGUCAAGGGGAAAGUAUUUGUAACUCAACCAAGGCAUGGCAAUUAAAAUUAAUGUAACAACUCCAGUUCUUAAAACAGUAUAUUGUGAACCUUUAUGAUCAUAACCAAUAUAAUUAUAAAAACAUUUAAAAAAUACGUAAACGUUAUCGUAAACGAUUCCUGCAUUUAUGCUUAUUCGAUAGUUUAUCCACUACGUGACUGAACAUGGAAACUUAUUCGUACUGAGACUUUGUUGGACUAGCAUGCAAGAAACAGCUGGUAUACGAUUUGUUAAUAACUGCACUGACAUUAGACGGAACGAUCUAAACCUAACCCAAACCCUGUAACCCUAAACCAACCUUAACCCUAACUGUGACCGUAACCCAAACCCUUGCCAAACCUUAAACCGAAGGCUAACCAGCAGCAAGUUGCAUAUUAACAAAGAUGUGAAAAUUGUUUUGGACUAACUUUCAAGAACCAGAAAAACUCGCCACGGUCCGGUGACAACACUAACGUGACUUAUACAGUAAGUGCUUAAUUUUAACUUGACUUGCCAAAAUACCGUAUAUUAACCAAGCUGUGGAAACUACAUCAACGAUAUGAACUCAACGAUGACUUUACUCAACAGGUUGGUUCUAUUAACACAAAAUUCUAAAAUGAAAGCUACAAAGCUGGCUGUUCUGCAUGUGUUCCAUAUAACGUUACUACGAGUGUUUUCCACUCUUCCUUGAGUUACGGAGUUUUAAAUAAUGUUAUUGCAGACGUCUUGAUUAUGAUGCAUUUUAGACGCUCUUGGUUAUGAUUAAGUUAAGAAGUGACAUCUCUUCCAACCUAAAAAAGACAUCACUUCUUCACCUUAAUCAAGCAUUUUAAAAUAAAUUGUGUGUGUAACAUUGUUUUAACAGAUGUUCAACAAUGUAUAAACUCAAGGGGAAAUAAUUGUAUUUCCUGGGUAUUUUUGCUGAACAGUCAUGAUAACCAUCUAGGAAACAUGUGAGACAGCCAGCUUUGUAUCUUUCGUAUAGUUUAGAUUUUAGAACUUAGUGACGUCACAGACUUAGUUGAAACGAUCUAUGAGAAAGGUCCGGAACAUCGAUGGACCGCUAUUUUGGGGCGUGGGCUGCUCUCGUCAUCAGUGGGAAAUAAUACUUUCGAAAAAUUUAAAAAGUACCUGACAUAAAAAAAAAAGUUAUUUCAGACAGCCAUUUCUUUGAGAAAUUUAUAUAAAUUUGCAACCAUUCAAUAUAAGGGAUCGGUCAUUAUUUAUGGGUGGCACCGAAGAGAAAAUGGUUGGGUAAACAAAAUUUUGAGUAUGUAAAAGGUUGGGUAAAUGAAAAACAAAACAACUUGAGGGUUGGGUAAUGAAAAGUUAUAGUCAUAUGUCAAUACAAUAUGUGAAUCGAUCAGAGUCACUGUCUUGAUCAUUUUCCGAUUUGUUAGGAGACAAAUGGUGUCUCCAAAGAAAGUACAUAACUGUGCAGACAACAUGAAACUUUGACUGCAUGCAAAAAAAUUCGCAAGCCGUUAUCCAACUCGUGUCACAGAAAUGGUAAAGGACAUAUGUGACAACUGAAUGGUAACCUUUUGUAAAGUUUUUGGCCAGGGGUGGGUAUUUAUUUUUUAUUUGAGGUUGGGUAAUCAAAUUUUUGACUUUUUAAUGGUUGGGUCAGCAACAUUUUUGCCACGAAAAACAUUUCUCUUCGGUCCCACCCCCCACCAUAAAUAAUGACCGGUCCCUAAGCUCAGGGCUGGCAUCUAUAUAUACUUUGCCGCACUGAUGUGCACAAAAGAUGAAACAAGUUUUUAUACUAUACAUUAUCGUUUUUUGUUUCAGUUCCCUGUGUGGUACUAAUACUUGGGAGAUUGGUGGUUGGACGUAAUGCUGGGAUUUAAGGUAAAAGCUAUUUAACCUUCAUGUGCAAAUCGAAUUAGGAUGGUAUUUUAGACAAGCCCGUCAUCCGACGGAUCCAUCCAAUUUCAAAAUCAUUACUUCAGGCAAUUCUAAUCCGACAUUCUUAUUACUAUUAGUAUUAAAGAAAACGUACCUACUUGUUGCUCAAAAAUAUUCGAUGAUUUCCAUCUAAAACUUUCCUAUUUUGACAGCUUUUCGUUUGUAAUUUCUAUCAUGUAACACAUAACCACUCUAAUAGCUCUCUACAGAGUUCGUACAAGUUCAAGGCCUUGAAAUUCCUUGUAUUUAUGAAGCGCUUGAACUCGUCUUGCUUUAGUUUGGAUAUUUUCUGAAAUUUGUUUAACAUUAAAAACGGCCAUUUUGUUGAAGAUUUUGCUCAUGUCUUUAAUGAUAGAAAGUUGCCAUUUGAAGAGUUUAACGUCACUUCUUACUGAUCACUAAUGCCUUUCUUUUCUCCCUUUAGUCCUAGCUUUUCCUGAUACAUAGCCUUGAAAGUCCUUGAAUUUUACUCUGACCUGGACGAACCCUGGCUUUCUAAUCUAUAUAUAGUUCAUGAUUAAUCUAGUAAUCUUUUUAUCUUGUAUGGACACUAUGUAGCCAAUUUUUAAUUAAUUUCUAACCGUUGGAAAUGGGUAUAUUUUGUUUAUUUUCAAAUUUAAAAUGUAGUACAAAAUAAGUGCAAAUUUUAAUUGUAUUUAGUCUGAUGAUACAUUUGUCACUUGUGUAUAAGUCCUGUAUUAUGUAGCAAGACCCAUUGGCCUAAAAAAGACCAGGAGCGCUACCUUAAUAGAAAAUAUUCUGUAAUUAAUUAAACUUUGUUAUAUUAAAAUUUCCAUUGCCUGCGGAGGACGCCAAUAUGAAUAUAGAGAAAUUUAUUUUAUGUCUUUUCAACAAAUUAUAACGGGUUCAUUAAACUCUUGUUUCCAUCGUCUUAGCGGUUGAUACAUCAUUCGACAGUGGGUACACUCAGGCAGAGUACACUCAGGCAGAGUACAAUUAUUGGUACAGCCAUUUGCCCGAAGAGGGCACGUGGUCUUAAUCUUCUUCAACAGCAAACAUGGAAUGUAUAUAUUAAACACUGUUUGUUUUAGCUGGUGUUAUUAAGGUCACGUGACACGUAUAGGAACCCAUGGACUGAUUCUCAGCAUAGUCUUUCAAAGCAUGGUUUGGAAACUCCGCUAAAGUCUUUGUUGUUCUAUCUUUUUGUUCGCGUUUUGAACACAUUGUAUUUCAGUAAAAUGAACGAAACAUCCAAUAGCAACGUUUCAGUUCAGUCAUUCAACCAUGCUAUUUAAAUAUUAAUAAACCUAAAACAAAGGAUGUGCACGGUGUAAGGUACGGCUCAACAUAAACUCCCAGCUCAUUAUAACCGCUUUGAAGUUUACUGAGUUUCCAGACCAUGUCUCGAAAGACUAUGUUCUCAGAUACUCGUUUUAUAUUGUCGUCAUUGUCUAAUUAGAUAGAUUUAGAAAACACGACGCAACGUCCAAGACACAGAAUAAAGACAUACAGAAGUGUAUCUUCUUAUUAAAAGUGCGUAAGGGAUUUUUUCAGUCCGCCAUGUUCUUAGCAAGUGCCCUAAAGAGAGGCAGUCACCCCCCUGAAAACAUAUUGAAAAUUUAAUAUUCCAGGGGGGUGAAUGCCUUUCUUUAGGGCACUUGCUAAGAACAUGGCCGCCAGCUAUUUCGGUAAAAAAGCGCCUUACGGUUUUGUAAUGGAAGUUACACUUCUGUAUGUCUUUAUUCUGUGUCCAAGAUGACGUGAAAAUGACGUUAUGCACCUCGCGUUCACUUCCGGGUUUUAAUGUUUGUCUUUUUCGAAGCAAAUUUGUACCUUCGAACGUCUUUGGGGUUGGACUUUAGGUGGCCUACUUUGGUCAACAGACAAUACUAGUUACGAAUGUAUAGAUGGUGAUGGUUUAUAGAUAACAUUUCGGCGUUUCGAACAUACAAUUUCUCCAAAACAAGUUCGGUAAUGUACAUUCCAAAAAUAAUUUAUCUCAUGACACGACCUUUGCAAGGAAAAUGGCAUGACAGAAUUAUUUGUAAUUUUGCCCAUUGUAAGUUUAUGUUGAAAGUAAAAACGUACGAAAAAAUAGUGUCACCGUGCUUUUCUCCCAACUACACGAAGCAAUAGUCUACUUUAGAGUGAAUAUUGUACCAAAGCAACCAGGAAGUAAUUUUUCAAAUCUGACUAUGAGGACUGGGCUAGAUUUCAAGUCCGCGCAAUUUGAUCAAGUCCGAGGCGAAGCCGAGGACUGGGUCAAAGUGCGAAGAUUUGAAAUCUAGUCCAGUCCGAGGAUUUGAAAUGACAUCUCAUAUAAAUCACUACUUAAAAUGAGGUGAAUUAAUUUUGAUCCAGUCCUAGGAGUGGAUCAAUAUACUUCACCAGGUAUCCAGUAUUAUCACGUGAGCAAAAUACAGCAAUAUGGUUGGCUAAUUUACUCAUGAAUUAUUAAAGAUUUGAGAUGAACAUUCCUAGCCUCCUCCGCAGGAAUUUCUAUAGGGUUAGGAUUUUAAAAAUCUAGUUAUCGUUUUAUUUCCAUGGUCCAUACGAGUGGAUGACUUGUUUCUAGCUCAACCACACCACUGUCAUCAAAUGCAUUGGAAGUACUUAUUAACUCACCAAAUUGUAGAGCAUGGCUAG
This is a messenger RNA of Paramuricea clavata, 13644 nucleotides long. Lineage: Eukaryota; Metazoa; Cnidaria; Anthozoa; Malacalcyonacea; Plexauridae. The record is from the annotation of a GenBank genome assembly.